Messenger RNA from Petromyzon marinus (sea lamprey), 4719 nucleotides. NCBI's taxonomy places the organism in Eukaryota, Metazoa, Chordata, Hyperoartia, Petromyzontiformes, Petromyzontidae. The record is from RefSeq and is a predicted model, not a curated record.
UGGUUGUUGUGUGUCUGUGUGUUGCGUGUGUCCGUGUGUUGCGUGUGUCCGUGUGUUGUGUGUGUCCGUGUGGUUUGUUAGGCCGGCCAAGCCGCAGUAAACUUUGAGACGGUGGUUCUGGCACCGGCAACAGGCGGCGUCGUCUUCUUCUUCGUCUUCUGUGUUUCAUUCUUCAUCCUCUUGCUUCCUUUGGGCCCCUUACGUAAUGAUGAUGGUGGUGGUGGUGCAGCAGCAGCAGCGUUAUCUAACCGCGCGAGGUGUCUCCCCGGUAGUAGGCGCCGCGUGUGCGCCGUAGAAUUCGGUCAAGAACACCAUGACGUUCAUGACGAUGCCGGCGAUAUACACCGGAACCGGACGUCAGCAUUGUAAGGAGAGUGUGGGGGAGAGCGUCGGAGUGAGAGCAUCACAGCGAACAAGAGAGAGGGGAAGAGGGAAAAUGUCCGGCAUUGUGAGCCGCGUGUCCGAGGGCCAGACGGCCGUGAGCUGCUUCAUCGCAGCUGCGAGCUUCGUGCUCUUCCAGGUGCUCUUCCACUGGGGCAGCGCCCUGCUGAGUCGCCCCUUCUGCGUCGACGUCGCCAAGAUGUCGAGGCAGGCGCAGAUCGAGUGGCACUCGAGGGUGGUGUCCACUGCCCACGCCUGCAUCGUGGGACCCAUCUGCCUGUACCUGCUGUGGUUUGACGACGGCGUCAACGCCGACCCCAUCUGGGGUGACCCCUCCAAAGUCCAGAUCAGCAUUGCCAUCACCGCAGGAUACUUGUUCUCAGAUCUGCUGGUGAUCUUCGCCUACUGGCGCCUAGUGGGGGACAAGCUCUUUGUGCUGCACCAUGCCGUCGCCCUCUCCUCCUGCUUCUACGUGCUGCAAGAUGGUGUUUUGGCCUACUUUGCAAACUUCCGACAGAUGGCGGAGCUGUCUACGCCAUUCGUAAACCAAAGGUGGUUCCUGGAGGUGCUCGGCUACCAGAAGUCGUCGCGCGCCUACGUGUGGAACGGCCUCGCGAUGUCCGCGUCGUUCUUCCUAGCGCGCGUCGCCACCAUGCCCGUGUACUACACGCGCACACUAAGCUGGCUGGGCACAGAGGCCGAGGCCCGCCUCGCCUGGGGCCACCGCCUCGCUUGGUGGCUCCCUAGCAUCACGCUCGAUCUCAUGAAUAUCGUGUGGAUGAAGAAGAUCGCCCGUGGGUGCUACCGCGGUCUGCGCCACACCUUCGGGAAGGACUCGCGGCCGAAAAUAACGGUGGAGGCCACCAAGCGAAUGCCAGAAUCUUUGGCAAACGGGAAGACUGACUGACCGACCGACUGACCGACCGACUCGCGCAUUAGUCUGGGUUUUUAAUUACGAUUCAAAAAUACUGUUUGAUUUUUAUCCAAUCCUAUUUUUGGGUCAACGUUAUUUUUGUACAGAAUACUUGGGUGGUUUUUUUCUUCUUCAGAGGAGGCAAACAAUGUCUGAAAUCGCCCCUGAAAGUUAUAAAUGGUCGCGAGAUGCGGGAAUGGGCUAACGGGGAGAUUUGUAACCAACGGCUCCAUCUCCAUGCACUCCACCAACCCUUCACCUCCGAGUCACUCCAUUACGGGGGCUUGCCUCAUCAUGGCCAGCACGCCCUGGCAACGUUUUGAAUUUGAACCCAUUAAGCAGGUCAGUUGAUCUUUAAUGGGUAAACUAAGCGCUCUGUUGAUGAGCGUUCUUUACGAGAUGCCUUUUUACACUCCCGGGGUCACAUUUAAAUCGCGAAGCACAACCGUGCUGAAGCACUAACCAGAACGAUUGUAUUGGUAGACACUCCCAAUAUGUCCGAAUGACGGGGGUGCGGCCACAACCUUUGUGAGCUUCGACACGGUUAUCCUGGUUUUUCAGACAAAAAGCCCAUGCCUUAAUGUGCCCACUUGUUAAGAUAUGAUGCAAUUAGAAAAAAAACAGCAUCUACACACCAUUGAGUAUCAAGAUGCCACACUUCAAAUGUGAAAAGCAGGUGCAGCGCUGAAUUAAAAUACACAGCCCGGGGGGGGGGGGGGGGGGGGGGGGUGGGUGGGAGGGGGGUGGUGGGAGGACACACCGCCCUACGCGUCGUGCACUCGCUCCAUGCUGAACAGGCCGACGGUGCUCAGGGUGGGGGGCCUACGGGCCCCCAGACCAGAAUAAUUAACUUAAUCAGUUCCAACUUGUCAGUCCCAUGUUUCCUUUGCCUGUCCUUCUGUGGUCGGUGUUCUUGUAAAAUCUCACGAUUCCAGCUGUCUUGAGCUGGUUGUAUUACCCGCCUCUUUAUCUUGCCGUGCGAUUUGUUCGCUUGCAGUCCCUGUCAUACAAAGCGCUUUACACCCUCCUUGGCACCCUUUGUGUGAGACUCUGGAGGCUAAUUGUCCACCUUUAUCUUCUCACCUAAUUUCACGGAUCAGUUUUGUUACGUUAAAGUGUUAACCGUUCACUGUUAACCAUUUACCAUUCUCCGUUGAGAGCUGCCGAUGGUGAUAUUGGUUCACAGUAUAGUUUAGUCUAAACCUUUCGUAAACAACUUUUCAUUGUUUUGUCGCUAACCUGUCCUUUAAGGGGACCACUCCUACAUUCUCGUGUCCAUCUUCUGGCUUGGAGUCAUCCACUUAGGUUACCAACCUCUGGGUGCCAAUUCAUUGCCCUUUUUGGUAACCCACCCUCCCCUGCGCUGACAAAUAUGGCAGGAGCACCACGCCACAUAGAGUCAACUCUAUUGGUGUUGUAAAAAAUUUGGAACUGAAAAAGCUUCAUCGCUUUGGGCGGUACCAUUUUCAACUCUGGUCCAUGGACUGUAACCCAGAGUAAGCCAAACCUGCGAUGGCAAACGCAGAGUCUGGCCCCAAGAAGGUUCCGGACGUGAGCACUGCUUUAUUUAGGCUUUUAACAUUCACCAAUUCGUCGAUUCAAAUUGAUUCUUACACUCAAAAUACAUGCAUCAUAUAAUGUGUGCAAGAAAUUAUUUCUAAUCCAUUAAUGUGGUGUGCGAUUUAUUUUGUGGUCGGCCUACAGUUUCAAGGAAAUCUUUAUAGCCACUGUCACACCUUGGAUCAAUUACAAGUUGCAAUUGUGUACUUCAUGAAUUACAAUCGUGUUGUAAUCGUUCAGCUUAAAAUGCUGCUGUCGUUUAUGCCAGUUCUAGCCACUAUAGAGUCUCCCAUGUACGAAAUGGGAGAAAACAUUAUUUGCGAUUGGCUUCAUCACUUUGAACAAUGAUAAUUCAUAGAAUUGUGGCAGGGGUGAUUUGUUCCUUAAGCUGGUUUUUGGUGUCGGUCGCAUGGGCUUUGACUGACCCAGCCUUCAAAUGUCUUGCUUAAUCAUUUUGCUAACUCGCAAUAACCUGCUGUGUGUGCGCGAGUAGUUCAACUCAAUCUGUCACAUGUCGAAAGCGGUGAUGGUGGUGGUGUGUGUUUGAUUUAGCUCCGCUUAUGCUGUGAUGCCCAACUUGGAGCUUCUCUCUCCACCUCGCCUUGUCGUUCCCCACCCCUCUGACCCCCCCCCCCCUCCAGCUGCAGUGGGGCGUUGUUACUGACAAUCAAAUCAGCUAUUUAUUGAUGUUGACGUAUUAAGUUUUCAAUUCGUGUACAAUGGGUACGAGAGUUCUGUAUUUGGGGGUUUGGGUAACGUGGAAGGCAGCCUUGGCAACACGUUUGAGGAUUACAGGGCGACAACAGACAGAUCACCGGCCGUUUGGUGACUCUUGACAGGAUAAAGGCUCAUCAGCCCUGGCAAUGGACCAGCAGACUGUGACAUCAUAUUCUGUUCAGAUUCCCAGUUUGUUUGAUCACGUGCUGAUCUCACCAGAAAGUGAUGCCACAGGAAGAGCCGCUUGCUACAGGAAGUCGAGGCACUGAUCACUCUGCCAUCACCCGAUUCUCCUGCGGGUUUUGACGGGAUGCCUUGGGGCGACGAUGAAGAAAACGAGCGCUGAACUGAACGGGGGCGACUUUUGCGGGUCCCGGUUACUCCGUGAGAAUUGCGUUGUGCGGGGCCGGGCUUUAAGGUCUGCAAGAGAGACCCAGCGCCGACCCUCCGUGUCUGACCUCGUGCGGGGUCGUGUGAGUAGAUUAGUUCGUGCAACUGAUGUGUCUGACGUGCGUGUGCGUGUCUGUCUGUGUGCACACGCCACGUGUGCAAAGCACCACUAAUACAGUCGUCGGGCCCAUUCUAUUCCGCCUGCUGCCCCCCUACAACCAUAGUGCCUUAACACUGACGACACGGGUACACUCACAAGCAGGGUACACGCGCUGCUAGAACAAUUGGUGGCACGUGCCACUGAACAUGGACCGUACCAUUUUGUAUGUGGUGGAUGCCUCAGUGUGUGUGUGACGUUUAAUUUGGGACCGAGAAGGGGGUGGUGUAGUAGUGGUGGUGGUGACAGCAGUGGAGCGCGAAACCGCGUUGUGUUUUUAAGACGACCAAGCCAAUAAAACAAAACUCUUGUCUAGGGCUGUGUCUCCAUGGCUCUCCGGUAUAAGUUUGCAGCUUCCAAUGGUGAUAAAAACAACAAAACUUGAAAGUUAUGUUAACGAGCCCCCAGCAUUGCACUGCUCCAUUGAUGUACUUGCAGUCGGUAAAGCCGAACAUUCGAAUACAUCACUGUAGAGAUGUCACGAGAGGGCGCUAUGACACCAAGUAUUUUAUUUGAAUGUUAAAGCUUCAAAAUUCGUAUCGGAGGAGGCACCCAGCCUUAGCAACAGGCACGAGAUAUAAGAGCUGGACAGUUGCACAAA